Messenger RNA from Penicillium coprophilum, 2550 nucleotides. Its product is annotated as repressor protein. Lineage: Eukaryota; Fungi; Ascomycota; Eurotiomycetes; Eurotiales; Aspergillaceae. Gene Ontology annotation, biological process: chorismate biosynthetic process. The transcript is spliced from 2 exons. Gene Ontology annotation, molecular function: shikimate 3-dehydrogenase (NADP+) activity; 3-phosphoshikimate 1-carboxyvinyltransferase activity; 3-dehydroquinate dehydratase activity. The record is from RefSeq and is a predicted model, not a curated record. Bases 1 to 2550 code for a protein of 849 amino acids.
AUGUUCGACCCUCAACCCUCCAUUCUCACGGUUGACGGCAAACCGGACAUUUCCGCAUGUAAGGAAUCCUCCUCUCCCUCGCUUCGCCUCGAGACCACCCGUCGCAGCUUUGCUCCCAAUGCAUCCCUCGUCUUGAUCGGUAUCCGUGGAUGCGGCAAGCGCUCGCUAGGCUUCGUCGCCGCGACCGCGCUGAAGCGACGCUUUAUUACCGAAGACCACUAUUUCCGGGAAGUCACGGGCAUCACACGACAAGAAUAUCUCAAGCGGUAUGGCAGUCAAGAGUUCCAGCGCCGGGACAUCGAAGUCCUGAAGUCGAUGCUAGAUAACCAUCGCACGGGCUGCGUUAUGGAAUGUGGACUGGCUAGUUUGACGCGACCGGUGCAGGAUCAUCUGCGUCGCUAUGCCCGGUCUAACCCGGUGGUUCAUCUGCUGCGCGACAUCGAUUGUAUUCAACAAUUGCUCGGGUUGGAGGACCAGGCGGUGCGAUUAUUCCGGGAGGGCGACCCGAUGCAUCGGAUGUGUUCAAAUUUCGAAUUCUAUAAUCUUGAAGAUCGGACGCGUGCAUCGGACGAUGGGAGCCCGGAUCGCCGGUCGGCGGAUUAUUCUUUCAAGCUACAAGAGGUAAAGGAGGAUUUUACACGGUUUGUGCAGUUCAUCACCGGACUGGAUGUGAAUUAUUCGAGCUAUGACUCGCCAUUCGUUCUGCUGGAAACGCCGCCAGAACUGCGCUCCUUUACGCAUGCGAUCUUUGUGCGAUCUUCAGAUUUGAUCGCUGACAAUGUUAACCUGACUGAGCUGGAGUUUGGUGGAGAUGCCAUCGAGUUGUGUGUCGAUCGCUGGGGCCCAGACAUGGCGGCCACUGUCAGCAAACAGGUCUCUGUCCUGCGUCGAAAUGCGCGGACGCCUGUAAUUUUCUCCAUUGACACUUCCUCCACCGGCAUCGGCUCCCUCGAACCGACCACUUCUUCUUCUUCUUCUUCUUCUUCUUCACCUUACUUUGAUAUUAUCGGGCACGGUCUACGUCUUGGUGUGGAAUACCUUGUUUUGGACCUGAAUCAAGAUCGAUCCCGGCUGGCUGGGAUCAUCAGAGGUCGUGGGAAUACCAAGAUCAUCGGCCAGCGGGUCUUUGAACCGUCUUGUCCCAUCACAUGGGACAGUGCGGGCUGCUUUGCCAUCUACGAUGAAGCUGAAAAGCUCGGCUGUCAGCUCGUCCGCCUCCUCCGAGUCGCCACAAAGCGCGAGGACAAUGCGGCUGUGAUUGAGUUUUGCAAUAAAAUCAAGUCCCUCCCGGGGGAUCAUCCCCCACUCAUUGCCUAUAACAUAGGCGCGCUGGGCCGCACCUCGCAAGUGUUCAACUCGAUUCUCACUGCAGUAACACAUCCGGCGAUCACCCAGUCUGCAGAGAAUAAGUCCGACCCGCAAAUAACCUCUCGCGACGCUGUUCGCGCACUUUUCCAAAGUUAUGUGCUCGAUCCGCUCAAGUUCUACAUCUACGGGGAGAACGUCGCCUACAGUCUAUCUCCGGCCAUGCAUAAUGCCGCACACGCACACUGCGGCAUGGGCCACACCUAUAGUAUCCCAGACUCGCCCUCUCUCGCAGUCUUAGACCGACUGGGCCGAGAUCCGCAUUUCGGGGGGUCCAGCGUCGUGCAGCCAUGGCGUGUACAGGUAUACCAAAAGCUUGCUUCGAAAAGCCGACACGCAGAAGCCAUCGGAGCAAUCAAUACAAUCAUGCCGCUCCGUGGGCACGCAGAUGGAACGAUUUUCCCACUUCAAGAACAGGCCAGCCGACGUAACCAAGCUGGACGGGUGCUGGGCUGGUAUGGCGAGAACACCGACUGGGUCGGGAUAAUGACAUGUAUCAGGCGACAUCUCUCGCCGCGCAAUGCGAUUAGCGCAAAAACAACAGGUCUAGUCAUUGGUGCAGGCGGUAUGGCGCGGGCCGCCAUCUACGCCAUGCUCCGACUUGGGUGUCGGAAGAUCUUCAUCUACAACCGCACGCAGUCGCGUGCCGAGGAAGUCGCGCGCCAUUUCAAUUCCUGGGCCUCGUCGCAGGUGGGCUCGGUCGAGGUAGUUUGUGUCCUGCAAUCGCUCCAGCAAGACUGGCCCGCAGACGCUGCUCAGCCUAGUCUCGUUGCCUCUUGUGUGCCGGCUGAUCCAGACCGAGAUGAACCACCGGCGAACUUUGAGAUGCCGGAGCAGUGGCUUGGGAGUCCUACGGGGGGGUGUGGUACUCGAGGUGAGCUUUUCCCUUCCUGGAAUAUGUGUACUUCUUUUUUGGCCUAUAAACCCCUCGAUACACCCCUCCUACGCCAAAUGCGCCGAGUCCGGAGCGAGACUGGACAGCCUUGGGUCUUGUCUGACGGAUUGGAGAACGUAACGGAACAGGGCAUUGCUCAGUUCGAGUUGAUGACAGGUCGCAAAGCACCUCGGCGGCUUAUGACCUAUGAGGUUCUACGCAAUUAUGUGGGUGACGGUGGGCGUUUUGAUGAGAAAACCAUCCAGGCUCGUCUGGAUGGUAUUGUAUCUCCGACUCGAGAAAACAAAUAG